Molecule: messenger RNA, 781 nt
Organism: Musa acuminata subsp. malaccensis (wild Malaysian banana)
Lineage: Eukaryota; Viridiplantae; Streptophyta; Magnoliopsida; Zingiberales; Musaceae
Product: protein RADIALIS-like 3
Molecular function (GO): DNA-binding transcription factor activity
Source: RefSeq, a predicted model, not a curated record
AGAAGUGGGUUGUGAUUCUCCCACUUCCCCGUACACAAUCUUUAUAUAUUCUUUUCACGGUCUUUGUGGCUGUGAGAGGUCCGAGGCAUCCAUUAUCCUGCCCUUCCUAGUCCUUAAAAAGGAGACCCAACGUAACCCCACAUGCAAAGCCUACUCCCUUCCGGCUCAUAAGAAGCCACGCCCGGGCAGAGGCCUUCCCCAUAGGGAUCAGCUCGAGCAAGAGCUCAGACAGAGUCUUCACUCCCCCCCCCACUCCCUGAGAUGGCAUCGGGUUGGACCGCGAAGGAGAACAAGACGUUCGAGCGGGCCCUCGCAGUGUACGACAAGGACACCCCCGACCGCUGGCACAAUAUCGCCCGGGCCGUCGGCGGGAAGACGGCGGAGGAAGUGAAGCGCCACUACGAUCUGCUCGUGGAGGACAUUCGCCGCAUCGAGGCUGGCCAAAUGCCGUACGUCCAUUACAAGUCCCCCGGCAGCAGAGGUUGAAGUAUUUGGAGCUUAAUUGGAGCACAAACUAGCAUGCAGUUGCUUUGUCUAUGUGAAGCAAUAUGCCCAUUUCUCUUCUCUGGGCAUCAGUUAUUAGAAUGUUAUUCGACUAUAUGAAGACCAAAUCUCUCUGAACUCAGUAUCAGUUUCUCUUAUUUAGUUUUCUUUCUCCCUUCUAUCAUGUACUCUAUAGAGACAUCGUACUCUUUAAAGGCUACCGUUAUUAUAGGCAUAAGAGGUAUGCUUGCUUUGUAAUAUUUGGCUUAUAUAACCAUACCGAGUUACAUUAUAUGCA